AUGCCCGGCUUGCUGAAUUGGAUCACGGGGGCAGCCCUGCCCCUCACGGCGUCUGAUGUCACCUCCUGCGUCAGUGGUUACGCCCUGGGCCUAACUGCCUCCCUCACCUAUGGCAACCUGGAAGCCCAGCCCUUCCAGGGCCUCUUCGUGUACCCCCUGGAUGAGGGCACCACGGUGAUUGGCUUUGAGGCAGUCAUUGCAGACCGCAUUGUGACGGUACAGAUCAAGGACAAAGCCAAGCUGGAGAGCAGCCACUUCGAUGCCUCCCAUGUUCGAUCCCCAACAGUCACAGGGAACAUUCUGCAAGAGACGGUUUCCAUCGCCCCUCAUUCCUGCACACCGGGAAAAGUGACCUUGGAUGAGGAUUUGGAGCGGAUCCUGUUUGUGGUCAACCUGGGGACCAUUGCCCCCAUGGAGAACGUCGUCAUCUUCAUCAGCACCUCCUCGGAGCUCCCGACGCUGCCCAGCGGGGCUGUGAGGGUCCUUCUGCCUGCUGUCUGUGCCCCCACUGUGCCCCAGUUCUGCACCAAGAGCACUGGCACCACCGAGCAACAGGCACAGGGCAAAGACAGGCACUGCUUCGGCGCCUGGGCCCCAGGCUCCUGGAGUAAGUUGUGCCUGGCGACUCUCCUAAACACCGAUGUGUCCAACCCCAUGGAGUAUGAGUUCAGCUUCCAGCUGGAGAUCCGCGGGCCAUGUCUGCUUGCAGGGGUGGAGAGUCCCACACAUGAGAUUCGUGCAGACGCCGCCCCAGCUGCCCGCUCUGCCAAGAGCAUCAUCAUCACCUUGGCCAACAAGCACACCUUCGACCGUCCUGUGGAGAUCCUCAUCCACCCAAGCGAGCCCCACAUGCCCCAUGUCCUGAUAGAGAAAGGGGACAUGACGCUGGCAGAAUUUGACCAGCACUUGAAGGGAAGAACAGAUUUCAUUAAAGGGAUGAAGAAGGACAGCAGUGCAGAGCGGAAGACAGAAAUCAUUCGAAAACGCCUCCACAAAGACAUUCCCCAUCACUCCGUCAUCAUGCUCAACUUCUGCCCCGACCUCCAGUCAGCCCAGCCGAGCCUGAGAAAGGCCCACGGGGAGUUCAUCUUCCUCAUUGACAGGAGCAGCAGCAUGAGCGGGAUCAGUGUGCACCGCGUCAAGGACGCCAUGUUGGUGGCCCUUAAGAGCCUCAUGCCAGCCUGUCUCUUCAAUAUCAUUGGGUUUGGAUCCACAUUUAAGAGCCUUUUUCCUUCCAGCCAGACCUACAGUGAGGAGAGCUUGGCCAUGGCCUGUGAUAACAUCCAGAGAAUGAAGGCCGACAUGGGUGGCACCAACAUCCUUUCCCCUCUCAAGUGGGUCAUCAGGCAGCCAGUGCACCAAGGCCACCCUCGGCUCCUCUUCCUGAUCACAGACGGCGCUGUCAACAACACGGGGAAGGUGCUGGAGCUGGUGCGAAAUCACGCCUUCUCCACCAGGUGCUAUAGCUUUGGAAUCGGACCCGACGUCUGCCACAGACUGGUGAAAGGGCUGGCAUCUGUGUCCAAGGGCAGCGCUGAGUUCCUGAUGGAGGGAGAGCGGCUGCAACCCAAGAUGGUCAAGUCCUUGAAGAAGGCCAUGGCCCCAGUCCUGAGUGAUGUGACUGUGGAGUGGGUCUUCCCCAAGACCACUGAGGUCCUGGUCUCACCCAUCAGCGCCAGCUCCCUCUUCCCUGGAGAACGGCUGGUGGGGUAUGGCAUUGUAUGUGAUGCUUCCUUACACAUCUCCAAUCCCAGAUCUGACAAGAGGCAGCGGUACAGCAUGCUACACUCUCAGGAAUUUGGCAGCUCCGUCUUCUAUCACUCUCAGGAUGAGGGACCCGGACCGGAAGGUGGAGACUGUGCCAAGAACUUGGGGACACCCUUCAGCCUGGGGCAGGCCAAGGAUGCCCGGCUGGUCAGCAGAGACUCCAUGGCCAAGCACGAUCUGAACCUCUCCCAGCGACGGAGGGCAUACAGCACCAACCAGAUCGCCAAUCCCAAGCCCCACCCAAGGGCCACUACGGCGAGUGACCCCAUGCCAGCUGCCAGGAGAUACCCACUUCGGAAAGCCAGGCUGCAGGACCUCACCAAUCAGACCAGCCUGGAUGUCCAGCGGUGGCAGACUGAUUUGCAGCCCUUACUGAACAGUGGUCAGGACCUGAACCAGGGCCUCAAACUCCGUGGCCCAGGGGCCCGAAGACCCUCUCUGCUGCCCCAAGGCUGCCAGCCUUUCCUGCCCUGGGGCCAGGAGACCCAGGCCUGGAGCCCAGUGAGGGAGCGGGAUCCUGGGUCCAGCGUGAAGUCUCCCUCUAACAGCCGAAGCCCGGGAGAUCUAGAGCCGUCCCAUCACCCCUCUGUGUCCCAUCACCCCUCUGUCUUCGAAAGAGAGAUGUCCUCGGACUGGGAGCCCCCAGCCGAGUCCCAGGAGCGAGCCAGUCCCAGCAGGCCCGCCACCCCGGGCCCGGUACUGGGCAAGGCUGUGGUCAAAGGCCUGCGCGACAGCCAACUCCUGCAGUGGGAGGUGAGCUUCGAGCUGCGGCCCCCCGGCCCGGAGCAGAGCGGCGCGCGCGAUGCCGACCUAUGGAGCGAGACCUUCCACCACCUGGCGGCCCGCGCCAUCAUCCGCGACUUCGAGCAGCUGGCGGAACGCGAGGGCGAGAUAGAGCUUGGGUCCAACCGCCGUUACCAGGUGAACGCUGUGCACACCAGCAAAGCCUGCAACAUCAUCAGCAAAUACACAGCCUUCGUGCCUGUGGAUGUGAGCAAGAGCCAGUACCUGCCCACCGUGGUGGAGUACCCCAGCUCUGGUAAGGCAGGUCGGUGGAUGGUGAGCUCUCGGACCCUGAUCCAACAGUGGAGGGGCACGCCUUCUGGCUUCAGACAGUCGCAGACCAUGCUUGGAAAAGACUCAGCCGCAGGAGAUGACACGGAGGCAGGUCCCACCGCUCCUGUCAGCGAGGCCACAUUCCCCGGCCACGAGAAGCAUGCCGCUUCUGAAGGUUCCCUGCACAGCCUGGCCUCAAAUACUCUUUCUUCCAUGAAGGCCCCAGAGAAUCUCUUUGGAUCCAGGCUAAAUCUCAACAAGUCCAGGCUACUGACACGAGCAGCCAAGGGGUUCCUGAGCAAAACACCGAUCAAAGCCAUGGAGUCGACCUCUGGGAGCCAGAGCUUCGACUAUGUCCCGCUGGUGUCUCUGCAGCUGGCCUCCGGAGCCUUCCUACUCAACCAAGCCUUCUGUGAGGCCACGCACAUCCCCAUGGAGAAGCUCAAGUGGACCUCCCCCUUCACCUGCCACCGAGUGUCCCUCACCGCCCGCCCGUCUGAGUCCAAGACCCCGAGUCCCCAGCUGUGCACCAGCCCCCCGCCUCGGCACCCCUCCUAUGACAGCUUCUCCCUGGAGCCUUCGGCCGAGGGCAAGCUGGGCCUGGAGCCGAGGGCAGUGGCUGAGCACACUGGGAAGCUAUGGGCCACGGUGGUGGGGCUAGCAUGGCUGGAGCACAGCUCGGCCUCCUACUUCACUGAGUGGGAGCUGGUGGCCGCCAAGGCCAACGCGUGGCUGGAGCAGCAGGAAGUACCCGAGGGCCGUACGCAGAGCACGCUCAAGGCCGCUGCCCGCCAGCUGUUCGUGCUUCUGCGACACUGGGAUGAGAAUCUGGAGUUCAAUAUGCUCUGCUAUAACCCGAAUUAUGUGUAG
Saimiri boliviensis boliviensis (Bolivian squirrel monkey) is the source of this 3693-nucleotide messenger RNA. It is a transcript of the gene VWA5B1, whose product is annotated as von Willebrand factor A domain containing 5B1. NCBI's taxonomy places the organism in Eukaryota, Metazoa, Chordata, Mammalia, Primates, Cebidae. The record is from RefSeq and is a predicted model, not a curated record.